GCGCUACACAACGGAGCCGCCGCAUUGUGGUUGAAUAGACGUCCAUUGCUGCGGGACUGCACAAUACAAUCUCCCCAAAAUGUCAUCUGCGAAAGUCAAGAAGGACAAAGAGAUUAUUGCCGAAUAUGAGACCCAAGUUAAAGAGAUCCGUAACCAGUUGGUGGAGCAGUUCCGCUGUCUGGAGCAGCAGAGUGAGUCUCGACUGCAGCUGCUCCAGGACCUGCAGGACUUCUUCAGACGGAAGGCUGAGCUGCAGCUGGAGUUCUCCAGAGGACUCGACAAACUGGCUGAGAGAUACUCCUCCAAGAUCCGCACCGCCAGAGAGCACCAGCACUUCAAGAAAGACCAGCACCUCGUCUCCACGGUCAACUGCUGGUACCUGGUUUUGGAGCAGACGCGGAGGGAGAGCAGGGACCACGCCACCCUCAGCGAUAUCUACAACAACAACGUGAUUGUGCGGCUGGCUCAUAUCGGAGAGGAUGUCAUCAGACUCUUCAAAAAGAGCAAAGACAUUGGCGUCCAGAUGCAUGAAGAACUUGUGAAAGUCACCAAUGAGCUCUACACUGUGAUGAAGACCUACCACAUGUACCACACUGAGAGCCUGAGCGCCGAGAACAAACUGAAGGAAGCAGAGAAACAGGAGGAGAAGCACAGCCACAAGUCCAACGACUCUGGUCUCCUGCGCUAUGGCCACGACGAGCGGCCGCAGAGACGCAGCUCCGUCAAGAAGAUGGAGAAGAUGAAGGAGAAGAGACAAGCAAAGUACUCAGAGAACAAACUCAAAUGCACAAAAGCCCGCAACGACUAUCUUCUCAACCUCACUGCGACCAACGCCCUGGUGGCCAAAUACUACAUCCACGACGUCUCAGACAUGAUUGAUUGUUGUGACUUGGGUUACCAUGCCAGUCUAGCACGCACAUUGAGAACCUACCUAUCUGCUGAGUACAGCUUGGAAACUUCUCGUCAUGAAGGUCUGGACCAAUUGGAGGGAGCAGUGGACGCUAUGGACAUCAGAGGAGACAAGCUCAAGUUCAUGGACAUGCACAGCCAAAUAUUCUGUCCUCCUGCACGGUUUGACUAUCAGCCUCACAUGGGAGACGAGGUGUGUCAGGUGAGCGCCCAGCAGCCGGUCCAAACAGAGCUGCUCAUGCGCUACCACCAGCUGCAGUCUCGGCUCGCCACACUAAAGAUAGAAAAUGAAGAGGUGAGGAAGACCCUGGAUGCGACGCUGCAGACCCUCCAGGACAUGCUCACUGUGGAGGAUUUCGAUGUGUCCGACGCCUUUCAGCACAGUCAGUCCACCGAGUCUGUUAAAUCUGCAUCCUCUGACUCCUACAUGAGCAAAGCCAACAUCGCCAAGAGACGUGCCAACCAGCAAGAGACAGAGGGCUUCUACUUUACUAAAUACAAGGAGUACUUGAAUGGCAGCAACCUCAUAGUGAAACUGCAGGCCAAGCACGACCUUCUGAAGCAGACACUGGGGGAAGGGGAAAGGGCAGAAUAUGGAACAACAAGGCCCCCCACUCUCCCCCCUAAACCCCAGAGAAUGAGGAAGUAUAGACCUCGUCCCGCCUUUAACCGUAAGCUGUUUAACGGCAAUAUGGCGGCCUUCAUCAAGGACUCUGGGCAGCCAAUACCAGCGGUGGUUGAGAGCUGUAUUAGGUACAUCAAUCUAUAUGGUCUACAGCAGCAAGGUAUAUUCCGAGUUCCUGGAUCCCAAAUAGAAGUCAAUGAUAUUAAGAAUGCAUUUGAAAGAGGGGAAGACCCACUCAUGGACGACCAGGCAGAUCAUGACAUCAACUCUGUAGCCGGCGUUCUCAAACUUUACUUCAGAGGUCUGGAGAAUCCUCUGUUCCCAAAAGAGCGCUUCCUGGACCUCAUCUCCACCACAAAGUUGGAUUCUGGGGCUGAAAGAGCUCGUCACCUUCAGCAAAUUAUUGGGACUCUACAAAGACCUGUCAUUAUUGUCAUGAGAUAUCUCUUUGCUUUUCUAAACCAUCUAUCCCAGUACAGUGAUGAGAACAUGAUGGACCCCUACAACCUAGCGAUCUGUUUUGGUCCCACUCUGAUGCCCAUUCCAGAUGACCAAGACCCUGUUUCCUGCCAGGCCCACGUCAACGAAGUUAUCAAAACUUUUAUUAUCCACCAUGAGGCCAUUUUCCCAACCCACAGAGAGCUGGACGGGCCCAUGUAUGAGAAAUGCAUGGCUGGAGGGGAGGAGUACUGUGAAAGUCCCCACAGUGAUGCAGGUGCUCUAGACGAAGUGGACAAUGGCACAGGACCAAACACAAGUGAUGAGGAACUGGAGCAGAUAGAGGCCAUAGCAAAGUUUGACUAUGUGGGACGCAGUCCGAGGGAGUUGUCCUUUAAGAAGGGGGCGUCUCUGCUGCUGUACGUGCGAGCGUCAGACGACUGGUGGGAGGGACGACACAAUGGAGUAGACGGGCUCAUUCCACAUCAGUACAUUGUGGUACAGGACAUGGACGAUGCCUUCUCAGAUGGGCUCCACAGGACGGACAGUGAGGCAAGUAGCGGUCACCAUGAUGACAGAGCAGCCAGAGACCACCAGACUGAGCACACGCCUGAGCACCGCUUUGGACCAGCACAUGGGAGGGUAAGAGUGCGUUCAGACGGUGGUGCUGCAGUUCCUCGCCAACGAAACACAGGGGAUGUUCACAGUCCACCUCGAGCAGAGCCCCCUAGAGUCCUGCCGCGGCCCUGCAGCCCUCAGAAGAUUGCAGUGAGCAGGGGUCCCAUAGACAGCCCAGAGAAGAGGCGCCUCACCACCUUUGGGAGUGCAGGACACAUCAACCAUCCCGACAGAAAGGUCUUCUCCGACAACCACUCUCAGCGCGCCUCCCCCAGCACCACACGCCACGCCAGCCUGGGGGACCACAAGACCCUAGAGGCUGAGGCUCUGGCUGAGGACAUAGAGAAGACCAUGAACACAGCUCUUCAUGAGCUGAGGGAGCUGGAGCGUCAGAACGUAGCAAAGCACGCCCCUGAUGUGGUGUUGGACACUCUGGAACCUUUGAAGCACCCUGGGGUGCAGGAUGUCCCAGGCAGCCCCCUCCACACCAUGGUGAUCCGGGACCCUGACGCAGCACAGCGGCGCAGUAGCAGUAGCUCUUCUUCUGAAACAAUGACCACCUUUAAACCUGCUCUGACCAGCCGCCGGCCUAGCGCCCCCAUGAGGCCUCCCCCAGUACGACCCGUGAGACCUGCUCCUGUCCUGGGACAGGGACCGCACCGCUCCAGCAGCUCUAGCUCCUCUGGUUUAGGCAGCCCCGGCAUCACACCCACAGAGAGGGGCUUCCCUAAAGCGCCCUCCCCUUCACCCUCCACCUCCUCAUCCUCCUCAGACAAACAGGGCAACAUGUAAGGACAGGGAACUUUGGAUGAUUGUAAUGUCUCACUCACAUUUCUAAAGACACCUGGUCUGUAUCAAUAUGAAACUACCUUAACACUGCUGCUGCUGGUCUCAUGGCCUUUCUCUGGACUGGUCAGUGAUCAAAGACAUGAAAUAAAAAAGCAUUUUAAAGAGACUUCCACAAUCAGAUACUGCUAUGCUGAGUAGUCAUGCUGGACAGAAAGGGAUGCACUGGAAAGCUUGUAGAGAAAUAUUACAUGUUUUGAGCUGUGUACGUAAACUAUAUGUAUGCUAUUACAGAAACACCACUAUCAAUAGGCCCACAGGGUUAAAUACAUUUCUAAGACUAUUGCUUUAUCUGAGUGGGGUAUAAACCCAGUUGGCCUUUUUCACAUUAUGGUCAAGUCUAACAAGGAGUUACAAGAAGUUUAUGUCUGAGCUGAAAUACGUACAGUUGCACAUUAACAAACACUGAUGCCUCAGAAACCUGUCCUGACAUCAUGAGCAAUUAGAUAUUGUUUUUAUAUUGAUCCUUGGAGACCCAAGAACAUACAAGUGACAACUGCACAGAUUUUUGUUUAAAUGCUAUGUCACCACAGCCUAGUUACAAAACACUAUAUUUUAUAAAGCACAGAUGUGACAAGCAUUUGACACGCCCCUGACUUCCUUGUCAGUCUGAUUUUCCUGCACUGAUGCCAGACCAACUGUGGCUGUCAGGCAGAGACACACAAUCAAUAGUAAUUUGAGACUUGAGCUUUUUAGUCCUGCCCACCCUGUACUCAUGCUGUUAUGAGAAAACAAGAAUACAUUUUCUUUUCAACCCUAGUAAUCUAUCAUUUAAUAAUACCACAACCGUAGUUCAAAGUGUAAACCAGGUAACCAUGAUAUAGAGGACAAUGAAAUUAUUGUGGAUUAUGUAUACAUUCCAUCUAUAAGUAAUGUAAAAAGAAAAAUAUAGUAUAAACAUUACCUCAAAAAAUAAGUACAAAUCAAGAGACUAAUGCACUUCUACACUACAGGGAAACUGCUGCAUUGUGAGUCCUGUAUUUUACUAGAAAAUUAUAGCACAUCCAUAUCAAGUGUUUACUGUAAGUGCUGUGUGUCGUCUUGACGAUGAAAAAUAUAUACGUGUAAUAAUGUAGGUAUUUGAAUGACUAUAUGCAUACUGUUAAAGAUGUAAAAAUAACAUUGUAUGAUAGGAAUGGAAUAUAAUAUCAUCUCUUUUGUAACUCUUAUCCUUGCACAAACAUUAGCGGAACAAUAAAUUCUUAAAAUUUUA
Boleophthalmus pectinirostris (great blue-spotted mudskipper) is the source of this 4649-nucleotide messenger RNA. Its product is annotated as SLIT-ROBO Rho GTPase-activating protein 3-like. NCBI's taxonomy places the organism in Eukaryota, Metazoa, Chordata, Actinopteri, Gobiiformes, Gobiidae. Gene Ontology annotation, cellular component: cytoplasm. Gene Ontology annotation, biological process: signal transduction; negative regulation of cell migration. The coding region runs from base 80 to 3382 and encodes 1100 amino acids. The transcript has 22 exons. The record is from RefSeq and is a predicted model, not a curated record. Gene Ontology annotation, molecular function: protein binding.